This is a messenger RNA of Branchiostoma floridae (Florida lancelet), 1930 nucleotides long. RefSeq names its product zinc finger protein 37A-like. The coding region runs from base 39 to 863 and encodes 274 amino acids. The transcript is spliced from 2 exons. Gene Ontology annotation, cellular component: nucleus. Lineage: Eukaryota; Metazoa; Chordata; Leptocardii; Amphioxiformes; Branchiostomatidae. The record is from RefSeq and is a predicted model, not a curated record. Gene Ontology annotation, molecular function: DNA-binding transcription factor activity, RNA polymerase II-specific; RNA polymerase II transcription regulatory region sequence-specific DNA binding. Gene Ontology annotation, biological process: regulation of transcription by RNA polymerase II.
AAUCGAAACACCCGUGACCACAGUCGUCAUCGGUGGAGAUGCAAUCACCAGGCAGUCUUCCUGCAGGCAACAGGGGCCUUGGCAAGCCCUGCCUCCACAUGAAGCCCAGCCCCACCCUGCAGCUGCGGCCUGGCCAGCUCAGCUGUCCACAGUGUGAGUACAGCUCACCCCUGAACCUGCAGCACGGGGCUCCAGGUACAGCCAUGAACACCUGCAUGCACACGUCCCCGCCACCUGCAGGUGUCAGGUAUGACCACACAGGUCCCAGCCAGCUGCAGGAUGGUACAGACAUGGAUGCGUCCAUGGUAACGCACCACGACAGCGGACAGGACAUGAGUGUGUAUGAUGCGGCACAGAGCAACUAUCUGUCCGCCAGUCCUGUGGACCAGAAACCUACGGUGACUUCUAACAGCCCAAGUCCCAGCAAAAAGGGUUCUGCUAAGGGUGGCAGGGCACAGAAGUCUCACAAAGCAAAGGCAGCAGUCGGUAAAGGCACAGACGAACCUUACCAGUGUGACGAGUGUUCCUUCAGCUCCCCACAGCGCGACAAGCUCAUCAGGCACAUGAAGACGCACACUCAGGGGCCUCGUGCGCGUCCCAACCUGCGGCCGUGUCUCCACUCCUGUCACCAGUGUGGCUACGGCACUCCUCACAAGGAUAAGCUGGUCAGGCACUUGCGGACUCACAGCGGCGAGAAGCCAUUCAAGUGUCCGCAGUGCACGUACGCGUCAUCACGGAAAGACAAGCUGAUGCGUCACAUGCCCACCCACACGGGAGAGAAGCCUCAUAAGUGCCCGCAGUGUACCUACGCUACAGCACGCAAAGACAAGCUGAACAGACAUGUGCUAACCCACAUCAAGUAGAAAUGGAUCAUCCAUAACCAUCCUCACCUGUACUACACAAUUUACAGUGUAGUCAGUAGUCCUAGUAGGGUCUAGAUUAUUGCUUCAUAAGGUCAACAAGUAUGCAGUUGUGUAUAAUCUGCAUUUUUUCUUACUCAUUGCUUAUUGUCCAACAUUUAAAGAAUAUGUAGGUGAGUAAUGUGAGUAACAUAUACUUAAAUGAGUGUAAUAAAUACAUACAGUAAUGUGUAUCAAAUUAGAACAAGAGGAGUUUGGGUGACAAAUGUGCAUAGCAGGCUUGUUGUCUACCACAGCUUUCAAAAGACUAGGAUUAAAAUUAGAAUAUUUUUUUGUUCAAGAAAUCUAAUGCAAUGGCUGUGUUUCCAGCUUGACUAGCCGUAUUUUGUAAGAAUUGUAAAAGUUUUAAGAGUUUUAUCCUAGCAUUUACCCCAGCAAGAGCAUAGCCAUGUACAAGUAGUUUAAGAGCAGUCAGAGCACUGAUGUAUCUCAUUUAUUUUUAGUUUCAGAGAAAACAGCUUUUUUGUUCUGUCAUCUUCUUGAAGAUACUUUUGAAGUUCAGUCUUUGCUUUGAUUCAGAACUUGACAUAGAAUGAUGAUUCUUUUAUUCUGAAUCUGCAUUCUCCUUGCUUUGUUACAUAUCACUUGUUACAUAAAGGAUGUGACUUUGUUUUCACUUUGCAAACACUGAUGAAAUAUGUGAAUCUCACUAUAGGAGACAUGUAAUAAAACACUUAGACAUUUAAUGCUGUUUUAAAAGUGAAGCGUGAUUAAUUAAUUGAUAUGAUUAUUCUGGGGGCCAUGUAUGGAAUCCAAAAUACAUGUAUAUAAAACAAACAAGGUAAUAGGUAUAGAUGAUUUUUCAUGCAGUCUGGUAAUGUCAAAAAUGUUACCAUUUUCAUAGUAUCUAUUUACUAAAUUAGUAUUAAUUGUAGUGACCUAAUGUUAAUUGUUUUAUGAGAGAUGUGAUGUAGGUGGUAAAUGUUUUGUCAAAGUUCUUACAAUUUAAGUUACAUUUACUUUUACCAUUGUUUGCUGGACAGCUAGAGGGCAAUAGAUACCAUUUCAUA